Myiozetetes cayanensis is the source of this 2677-nucleotide messenger RNA. It is a transcript of the gene DNAAF5, whose product is annotated as dynein axonemal assembly factor 5. Gene Ontology annotation, cellular component: cytoplasm. Gene Ontology annotation, biological process: outer dynein arm assembly; cilium movement; inner dynein arm assembly. Bases 1 to 2520 code for a protein of 839 amino acids. The record is from RefSeq and is a predicted model, not a curated record. The transcript is spliced from 13 exons. Gene Ontology annotation, molecular function: dynein intermediate chain binding; ubiquitin binding; phosphatidylinositol binding. NCBI's taxonomy places the organism in Eukaryota, Metazoa, Chordata, Aves, Passeriformes, Tyrannidae.
AUGGCGGUGGCGGCUGCCGAGGGGCCCGAGGGGGCCGAGCUGUGCCAGGCGCUGUCGCGGUCCCUCAGUCUCCUGCAGCAGCCCGACUGCGGGCGGGCGGCGCGGCUGCGGGCGCUGGAGGCCAUCGGCGCCGAGCUGCGGGGCCGGGCGGUGCCCGGCGCGGUGCUGCAGGAGGUGUUCGCGGCGCGGCUGCUGCGGCCGCUGUCGCGGUGCCUGGCGGGGGACGCGGCCGAGCGGUGCCGGGAGCUCGCCCUGCAGCUGCUCCAGGACGGGCUCAGCCGCGGCGAGCGGCCCUGCGAGGCGCUGCCCGUGCUGCUGCCGGCGCUGGCGCAGCGGCUGUGCCCGCCGCCGGCCGCCGAGCCCAGCGAGGAGCUGCGGCUCGGCCUCGUCCAGCUUCUGCACCUCCUCCUUCGGCGCUGCGGCCCCGCCGCCGCCCCCUACCUCGGGGACAUCGCCCGCGUCCUCCAGGCCACCCUGCUCGACCACUAUGCCGAGGUCAGGCGGGAGAGCUGCAGGUGUGCGGUGGCCUGUGCCCAGGCCAUGCCAGAGCACUUCCACAUGCAGUCAGAAUCUCUGAUAAAGCCUUUAAUGCAGACGAUUUCACACCAGCACUACCGAGUUCGUGUUGAUGUGAUUCAGGCUACUGGAGCAGUGAUACAGUUUGGGAAUGGAAAGUCUGUGGAUGAUGUUCUGUCUCAUCUGGCCCAGAGAUUGUUUGAUGAGAUUCCCAAGGUACGGCACGCUGUAACAACUGUCAUUGGAGAAUGGUUGUUGCACCUACGAGAUAGAUAUUCAUAUUUUCACAAGCUUAUCCCUUUGUUACUUGGCAGCUUUAGUGAUGAAAUUCCUGAAAAUGAGAAACUGGCUUGGACUUAUUGGGAAAAGCUAGGCUUGCAGUGGGAGAAGGAGAAUGAAGAAGAUUUGAAGGAUAAGAUGGAUUUUAGUCUUUCACCAUCUCAUUAUCCCAAAGGAGUGACUCGACCAGGACUAGGUUGUCGGGAACUUGUGUCAAGAAACCUCUCCAAAAUCCUUCCAGGUCUCUGUCAUGAUAUGACAGACUGGGUUGUAAGCACAAGAGUAAAAGCAUCCCAGCUCCUGUACACAUUACUGCUGCAUGCAGAGGAUCACAUCACACAGCACAUGGAGCUGCUGCUCAGAACUUUGUACCAGUCGUGCUUGGAUGAAGAGAGUGAAGUGGUUAAAAAUAGUGUGAAAGCAGCAGAACUGAUUGGCACGUUUGUCAGCCUGAAGGUGUCUUUGAGGUUGAUCACCUCGGCCUUUGAGCAGACACCCAAACCCUCCUGUGUGAUGGUUCUGGCUGCAGUGAUUCGAGGGAGCCCAAAAGAAAUCUUGCAGCCUCACGUGGCCCAGCUUGGCAACACACUUUCCCAACCUGGAGUUUGUCAGCGAUCUGAAGAGGCCUUUUAUGUGGAGCAGUUGCUUUAUUGUGUGCAAGCAUUGAUUGAAGUGUGCCAGGAAGACUGCAAAGAAAUUAGCUUGCAGCUAAUGAAAGUUUUGGUGACCAUAAUGGCAAUACCAUCCUCUCAGGACCUUAAAGAAAAGGUGGAGAAAACAAUGUCUUCAUUAGCUGAAGUGCAGCAACUGGAUAGUUUUCAUUGUCUCUACAAGCAGCACAUAAUUCAGCUCAUGGAGUGGGUUUCAGUGUCGUGUGAUGGGUGGAGCUGCUACUCUCCAGAAGUGUUACAGUUAGAGGUCAUCGCAACCCAUUCAGGUCCUGUCAUAGGUGAAGCUCUCGAUGACUUUAUUCCCAUUCUGAAGACGUGUCUUCAGCCAAACAAGGAUCCCCAGAUGCGGUUGAAACUUUUUACUGUUUUAUCACAGUUGUUCCAGAAAGCAAGUGAAACCAUCAAUUCUCAGGGGCUGUUCCCUAGCUACCUUGAGACUGUGAUAAAAGACAUCCUGGCUCCUAAUCUGCAGUGGCAUGCUGGAAGAACAGCAGCUGCCAUCCGUGCUACAGCUGUAUUGUGCCUUUGGGCUCUCAUCCACUGUGAAAUGCUUUCACCAAAAGAGAUCUUAAAAGUCAAAGAUGAGCUAAUGCCCCAAAUCAUUGCUUCCAUGGAUGAAGACUCUAAAAUUACUCGACUGAUGGCUUGUCGUAUUGUUGAUGCUUUUUUAAAAGCCUGUGGGAGGCAGUUUGAUGAAGAUAAGUUUAAGAACACUUACACAGAGGUUUUAAAGCGUCUGGAUGAUGCUUCGUGCGAUGUACGACUGGCAGCUGCUCACACCUUGGCUAAUUGGUUUAAGUGCUUAAAGGACAGUGAUGUGAAAUCCUCAAUGCAAGGUCAUAUUGAGUUUCUGUACCAAGAACUGUUGAUACAUCUCGAUGACCCAGAUCAAAAUCUCCAAAAUGCAGUCCUAGAAGUUUUAAAGGAAGGAAGUGUUUUAUAUCCAGAUCUGCUUGUGAGAGAAAUCGAAGGGGUUGUACAUAAGCAUCAAACGCCGCUCUACUGUAAUCAACUACUACAUCACAUUCAGUCAGCCAAGGAAUCAGCUUUAUGAAUCACUGCUGAGAUUCUUUUUACUGAACUGAUCUGAAAUCUGUAUGACCCUUAUUACUUUCAUAUUUUCUUUUGCUUGAGAAAGGCUGAGCUGAAAAUAGAUUGUUUUUUUCUUUGUAAGUUCACUGUUGGCUCAUUAAAAAGUCAAGUUGGCACAA